AACGAACAUCGUAAUACGUCAUACGAAAAUAGCAUCAAGUCAAAGAUGAAAGUUAUUUUUAAUAUUUCUUUAAAAAAAUAAUAGAAUGCAUUGUAUUAGAUUUUAAAAUGAAGUUUAUAUACACAUGUGAAGUGCUAUACUUCUCAAAAGAUUUUUAUAAAUCGUGAAAACAUUGAAGGCAAAGCUUACUAAAAUUAUGAUUUUAUUAAAGCAAACAGUUAAAUAUUCUCGAAUAGGAAGCAAAGUAAUUCCAAGGACUGUCAAGGGGUGGGCUAGAGCAAAUAAGAAUGGUGCAUCUCGAGGUAACAGGUGUGCCACCGUACCCUCAUUCGUUAACAAUAAAUGAUCUACCAAAUGAAUUACUUAUAUACAUAUUUUCUAUGAUUGAUUUUGAAUCACUGCUGGCGGUGGCUAAAGUUUGUGUGAGAUGGCAACAACUCUGCUUGACACCUUGCAUAUGGGAUAACACACGCCUCAUUGUAUGUAUGAAGAAUUAUGUGAAAAUAAGUGAUAGCAUUGUGCCAUUUGUGGCUAAAUAUUUAAAAAAUGUAAAAUUACAGUACUUCAAAUUGUAUUCACAAGUCAGGUCUUCCCUUAUUAGCUACUGUCCAAAUCUGACACACUUAGAAAUAAGUAUAUCUCAAGUUGAUAGUUGUAUUUUUGAUGAUUUAGGCUAUUGGCCUAAUUUAAAAUUUCUAAGUUUCCGCAACUCUCUGAUAGUACAAAAUGCUGAAAAUGCAAAUGGUAAUUUUGUUUAUCACCUGCCAUUUGAGAAGUUGAAGUAUUUGGAAACACUAAUUUUAUCCAAUUUUGCAUUGACCCAUGGCAGCUUAUACAGUAUGCUACAAUGCAUAAAUUUAGUAAGUAUUAAUAUGGAAAAAAUGAAGAAUAUACCUGCAGACUUCCUCGAAUCUUUGCUAAGAACUAAACAAAACACUUUAAGAGCUCUGCAUAUUUAUGGUGAUACAUUGAAUGAUGAUAUAAUUGCAUCAAUAUCUAAAUGUAAGGCAUUACAAGUCUUACACAUAAUGACCUGCAAAACAUUGUUUGAUUCUAGUUUAUUACAUUUCUACCGAUUAAAGAAUUUACGGUCCUUAAAAUUACGCCAUGGAUAUUUCUCAACAAACGCUUUACUGGCAUAUUUUUCGAAUAAUAUAUUCCAGCACCUAACAUAUUUAAGUCUUUCAAGAUGUCACCAUGUUACUAUGCAAGUAGCUAAAGUCAUAAAAACCAGUGCGCCAAACUUAAAGGAACUCUCAUUCUAUUUGUGUCCAUUUAUAAUAGGUCCAGACUUCAAAAGAGGAGAAUUACAAAGAAUGUUCAAAAUUGAAUUAUUACUCGAUUAAUUAAAUUGGUCCAUAUUUCCAUAAGCAGCUUCGUUAUCCGUCCCCUUGACUAUACUAUAAUAUACAAAUUAGAAGUAUUUCUUUCAAUAAAUAGUUAAUUUUCGUAAAUGUUUUCACUAAAAUUAAUAAAUCAAUUUAAGUGUUAAUAAUAAUUUAAAUGUAAAUAUCAUUACAGUGAUUUCAACAUGUUCAUUACCUAAUGAAUUAAUCUAAAUUAUUAGCUGUUCAAUUGAGUCGCUUUGUUAAUCAAUUACGUGAUGUAUGUAAUGUAUUUUUUAAUUUUAUAAUUAUUUCUUGGUAAAACAAAAAUACCCAAUAUUAUUUCAAAAAAAUAAGUUUAUUAUUUUAGUAAAAUGAAUGCCGAGAUGUGCAAUAAUGAUGCAUGUGACAUAAUAAUAGUGUUAUAAGAUAUUUGCAUACACUGGAUGCGUGGAUGUUGUGUUAAAAUUUUGUAAUACUGGAUGAAAUUAUUACUAAUCCAAAUUAUUAUAAAAAUACUUCAGUAUUUAAAAAAUAAUGAGUAUUAAGAAUGUGUUAAACAACAAAUAAUAAUUUAUGUAUGAUAUAAAUUUACAUGUAUAGAAAGAUGUAUAGAAAUGUUUGCAGUUCCGCCUUGUCUGUAAUGUCGAUUUAUCACAGAAACUUUGAAAGAAGUUUGAAUAAAUUAUGUAUUAGAUUCAAUAACAGCAUAAUUCUCCGUCAAAAGUAAUAUGUGCUAAAAAGUAUAUAUUUAAACAGUCAGCAUGUUUGGUUAUGUUUCUGUGAUAAAUUUUAUAGUCAAAUAAAAUUCAAGUGCCUUAUAAAGGAAAAAAAUAUGUAAUAAUCAAUUUUAUAUUGGCCUAAGUAAUAUACUUGUUGCUAAAAUAAUUGGUUUAUACAAACCAGAAAAAAUAUACUUUUUAUAACACAUAAUAAAAGAAUAUUAUGGAAUUUACCACAUAUAGUAUUAUAAUAUUAAUACAAAUCUUAAUGCAGUGUGACAUUUAUUAGAAAUUGUAUUAAAUAUCCUUUAAAAUUAUGCUAAUAAUAAACACUUUCUUGACUUAAGAAAAAACCCACUCGAAUCAAUUAGUCUGAUCAGUAUAAAAAGUACCUUUGUAAGUUUUUUAUUUUAUAAUAAAAAGUCGAAACACGGAUGACUUAAUCCGGAAAAUCAUUUGUAUGCUAUGAGUUGACCUCAGUAUUUUAUGUAUUUUAAAUUGCUAAUUUUAUACGGUAGUAUUCAAUUGUACAAAACAAAAACUAUUUAAAUUCCCAAAUUUGACGUUUUAACGAAAUUUAGUGUCUACUUAUCAUCUUGUGUGUAUACAAUUUAAUUAUAUAGUUAUUUCGUUUGUACUGUUGUUUAUCGUACACACAAUAAAAUGAAAUUUCAAAAUGACUAAACUUUUUAAUGUAAAACAAAUAUCUAUAAUAUUUUGUUUCCAUU
This is a messenger RNA of Vanessa atalanta (red admiral), 2775 nucleotides long. RefSeq names its product F-box/LRR-repeat protein fbxl-1-like. The record is from RefSeq and is a predicted model, not a curated record. The coding region runs from base 288 to 1346 and encodes 352 amino acids. Gene Ontology annotation, cellular component: SCF ubiquitin ligase complex. Gene Ontology annotation, molecular function: protein binding. Gene Ontology annotation, biological process: SCF-dependent proteasomal ubiquitin-dependent protein catabolic process. Lineage: Eukaryota; Metazoa; Arthropoda; Insecta; Lepidoptera; Nymphalidae. The transcript has 2 exons.